Nestor notabilis (Kea) is the source of this 953-nucleotide messenger RNA. Its product is annotated as retinoic acid receptor alpha-like. The annotation marks the transcript as partial. NCBI's taxonomy places the organism in Eukaryota, Metazoa, Chordata, Aves, Psittaciformes, Psittacidae. Gene Ontology annotation, biological process: retinoic acid receptor signaling pathway; cellular response to corticotropin-releasing hormone stimulus; regulation of transcription by RNA polymerase II. Gene Ontology annotation, molecular function: zinc ion binding; nuclear receptor activity; RNA polymerase II cis-regulatory region sequence-specific DNA binding. The record is from RefSeq and is a predicted model, not a curated record. Gene Ontology annotation, cellular component: transcription regulator complex; nucleus. The transcript has 8 exons.
UGCUGUCACCUUCCCUGUAGCCGUGGAGACGCAGAGCACCAGCUCGGAGGAGAUCGUGCCCAGCCCGCCCUCGCCCCCUCCCCUGCCCCGCAUCUACAAGCCCUGCUUCGUCUGCCAGGACAAGUCCUCCGGGUACCACUAUGGGGUGAGCGCCUGCGAAGGCUGCAAGGGCUUCUUUCGCCGCAGCAUCCAGAAGAACAUGGUGUACACGUGCCACCGGGACAAGAACUGCAUCAUCAACAAGGUGACGCGCAACCGGUGCCAGUACUGCCGCCUCCAGAAGUGCUUCGAAGUCGGCAUGUCCAAGGAGUCUGUCCGCAAUGACCGGAACAAGAAGAAGAAAGAUGUGCCCAAGCCGGAGUGCUCGGAGAGCUACACCAUCACACCUGAGGUGGAGGAGCUCGUCGAGAAGGUGCGCAAAGCCCACCAGGACACCUUCCCUGCCCUCUGCCAGCUUGGCAAAUACACUACGAACAACAGCUCGGAGCAGCGGGUGUCCCUGGACAUUGACCUGUGGGACAAGUUCAGUGAGUUGUCCACCAAGUGCAUCAUCAAGACGGUGGAGUUUGCCAAGCAGCUCCCUGGCUUCACCACGCUCACCAUCGCUGACCAGAUCACUCUCCUCAAAGCCGCCUGCCUUGAUAUCCUGAUCCUGCGGAUCUGCACGCGCUACACACCGGAUCUGCUGCCCCUGGAGAUGUACGAUGCUGAGACAGGGCUUCUCAGCGCCAUCUGCCUCAUCUGCGGAGGUGGGUGCAGGGAUGGGGGGUGCAGGGAUGAGGGGUGCAGAGACAGGGGGUGCAGGGGUCCACUGCUGGAGGCGCUGAAGGUGUAUGUGAGGAAGAGGAGGCCCAACAGGCCCCACAUGUUCCCCAAGAUGCUCAUGAAGAUCACGGAUCUCCGCAGCAUCAGUGCCAAGGGCGCCGAGCGGGUGAUCACGCUGAAGAUGGAGA